AUGACGAGCUUCGUCUUGAUAACAGCUUUGUUUUUCUGUAGAUUCAGCUGGAUCUCUGUCUCUGGUUCUGAAUUUCAGACUGUGGAGGUCCAGUCUGGUGAAGAAGUCACACUGCAGUGCUCCAACAUUUCCAGAAGUUCAACGCAUACAGAGUGGUUCAGAGUGGUCAACAGAGCUACGUUGAGCUGCAUUGCCUCUAUGUAUGGAUCUAAUGGACAAGCUUUAUUCUGUGAUGGAUUUCAAAAUGGAAAAUUCAAUAUGACUUCCAACAACGUCGCCGUCUUUCUUCAAAUAAAGCCAGUGGAUCUGUCUGAUGCUGGGCUGUAUUUCUGUGGAUUUUUCUUGGACUAUCAUAUAAUUAUUUCCACUAGGGUAGAGUUGAGAAUUCAAGGUGGUGAAACCAGUGAAGGAGAAGAUUUUAAGACUGAAGAAGAGUCCAACAGAAUGACCCAACCAUUGAGCAUCAUCCUGGCUGGUCUGACUGGUUUACUCACUAUGGUGGUCAUUAUUCUGAUUUUAAAUAUCAGGAAACCUCAAACAGCUCCACAACAGCAACCAGAGCAAAGCAGUGAGAAUGUGGACUCUGUUGACCUGAACUCUGCAGUGUUGAGACUCCACCCACAAACACCAAGAAGCAGAAGGCCUGCAAUAGAGACACAAGUGGAAACUCAUGUUGUUUAUGCUGCCAGUGCAUAG
Oreochromis aureus is the source of this 696-nucleotide messenger RNA. RefSeq lists its product as uncharacterized. The record is from RefSeq and is a predicted model, not a curated record. Lineage: Eukaryota; Metazoa; Chordata; Actinopteri; Cichliformes; Cichlidae. Gene Ontology annotation, biological process: response to bacterium. The transcript has 6 exons. The coding region runs from base 1 to 696 and encodes 231 amino acids.